AUGGGUAUUAAAGUAGUACCUUUAGGUGCAGGUCAAGAUGUAGGAAGAAGUUGUGUCAUCGUCAGUAUUGGCAACAAGAAUAUCAUGUUUGACUGUGGAAUGCAUAUGGGUUAUCAUGAUGAACGUCGAUUCCCUGAUUUCUCUUUCAUUUCUAAAACAAAACAAUUCACAAAAGUAUUGGAUUGUGUAAUCAUAACUCAUUUUCAUUUAGAUCACUGUGGUGCAUUACCUUAUUUUACAGAGAUAUGUGGAUAUGAUGGACCAAUUUAUAUGACUGUAUGUUACAAGUGUUUAAUAUCAAUAUCAAUAUAUAAAUAUAACUAUAAUUCACUUACAUUUAUGUUACAACUAAUACAGUUACCAACAAAAGCAAUUGUACCGAUUUUAUUAGAAGAUUAUAGAAAGAUUGUUGUGGAUCGUAAGGGUGAAACGAAUUUCUUUACACCUCAGAUGAUUAAAGAUUGUAUGAAGAAAGUGAUUCCGGUUGCUUUGCAUCAGACGAUCGAUGUAGAUGAUGAGUUGUCGAUAAAACCUUAUUAUGCAGGUCAUGUGCUAGGAGCUGCGAUGUUCUAUUGUAAGGUUGGCGAGGAAUCCGUUGUUUACACUGGCGAUUACAAUAUGACACCGGACCGACAUCUUGGAAGUGCGUGGAUCGACGCUGUCAACCCGACACUGCUCAUCACCGAGACUACCUACGCGACGACCAUCCGUGACUCUAAGCGUGGUCGUGAACGUGAUUUCCUGAAGCGUGUGCACGAGUGCGUAGAGAAAGGUGGCAAAGUACUGAUUCCGGUGUUUGCACUGGGUCGCGUGCAAGAGUUGUGCAUUCUCAUCGAUACCUACUGGGAGCAGAUGGGUCUGAGUGUACCGAUCUACUUCUCAGAGGGCUUGGCGGAGAAGGCAAACUUCUACUACAAACUGUUCAUUGGAUGGACCAACCAGAAGAUCAAACAAACGUUUGUCAAGCGUAACAUGUUUGAUUUCAAGCAUAUAAAGCCGUUCGAUAGGAUGCUGGUCGAUGCACCCGGUCCGAUGGUGUUGUUUGCAACGCCCGGAAUGUUGCAUGCUGGUGCGUCGCUGGAGGUAUUCAAAAAGUGGGCGCCAUCCGAGUUGAAUAUGACUAUCAUUCCUGGCUAUUGCGUGGUGGGAACCGUUGGAAACAAGCUACUCUCCAAUGCAAGCGGUCCACAGAUGGUCGAGAUCGACAAGAAAACAACACUCGAAGUCAAGUGUAAGAUUCACAAUCUCUCGUUCUCUGCGCAUGCCGACGCCAAAGGUAUCAUGCAACUCAUAAAGAUGUCACAACCAAAGAAUGUAUUAUUAGUGCAUGGUGAAAAAGAGAAAAUGAGAUUCUUAAGUGAUAAGAUAUCAAAAGAUUUUAAUAUACCAUGUUAUUUCCCUGCGAAUGGUGUCACUGUAAAUAUUGAAUCUUCAAAGAGUAUACCGAUUGAUAUUUCAUUGAAGUUACUGAAACGACAGAUCUCCGAGUACUCCAGAGAGAGUGCAACAGCAUUCGAGUACAAUUCUAAUCUUAAAGAUGAAGAUACCGAUAGUUUGGAACAAGAAACAAAGAAAUCAAGAUCACCCAUUGUAUCGGUACCAAUUCAAGGUAUAAUGGUAUCAAAAGGUUAUCAAAAUAUUAAAUUAUUAGAUCCAAGUGAAGCAUCAAAAGAACUAUCGAUAAAUAAUGUACAGUUGAAUUUUAUUUUGUAUUGGAAGUUGGUACAAGAGGUUAAAGAUUGUAUCGAUGUGCUGUAUUUGGAGUUGUGUAGAUGGUUGGUUGGUGCCACCAUUGAGAGAAUCGAUCAGAACAAGAUUCUCGUAAAGUCGAGUAUAUCGAUCGAGUAUGAGAAACCACAACAACAAUUCACAAUCAAAUGGACCAACAAAGAAGAAUAUUUAUCUGAACACAUUCUUUCAAUCAUUCAAAAUCUAUUCCCAAAAUAA
Messenger RNA from Heterostelium album PN500, 1947 nucleotides. It is a transcript of the gene ints11, whose product is annotated as integrator complex subunit 11. Bases 1 to 1947 code for a protein of 648 amino acids. The record is from RefSeq and is a predicted model, not a curated record. NCBI's taxonomy places the organism in Eukaryota, Evosea, Eumycetozoa, Acytosteliales, Acytosteliaceae. The transcript is spliced from 4 exons. Gene Ontology annotation, cellular component: nucleus. Gene Ontology annotation, biological process: snRNA processing.